AUGAGCCGUUUUUUUCUACAAAAUGAGGAGCAGUAUUGUUACCAUCCCAAACUGGCGAAGUACUUUGUGCCACUGACUGACGCUAAAUUUCAAGACUAUCUCAAUGGCCGCAAGAGAUACAUCAAACUUAUGUGCAGAUCUUCAGAGUUCAAUCAAGACAAGACAACACUGAUCGUGACUAACAAUCCCCUUCCUGACCUGAAUUCCAGUCACAGAAAGGACACCCCCAUGAAGUUUUUCUGCAAAGAGCACUUAGGAAGGGGGAUCGAUGCCAGGAGUCAGCUUCAUUUACCCCCACUGAAGACACAACAGAAUCAGCUGACUGGACCAGACACAAGUUUUGCUGAGGGAAAGGUUGGGAAAUCACUGCAGUUCAGGUUUUCCACAGACACUGAUUUUAAGACUGAAGGACAGUUUUCCAAAAGCUAUGCUGAGAGGCGAUUGCUAAAGCUAUACCCCCAUCUCCACUUUCAAGCUUUCCCUAGACUAGAUACAAAGAAAGUGCAAUCCCUUCCAAGAAAGAACAGCAAGCCCACAAGAGAAACAAGCUGCCAGUGGGAACCAUUAACUCUUUCCUCCCUUUUUGAAGCAAAGCCCACUGUCAACGUACCAGGGGAAAACAGCUUCAAGUGUGGGAAAGUCUCGCAGUGGGUAGUAAGCAGUUCUUUUGUAGAUAGUUCCAAAUAA
Molecule: messenger RNA, 687 nt
Organism: Trachemys scripta elegans
Lineage: Eukaryota; Metazoa; Chordata; Testudines; Emydidae
Gene: TSGA13
Product: testis specific 13
Exons: 5
Coding region: 1-687 (228 amino acids)
Source: RefSeq, a predicted model, not a curated record